CUCACUUAGUACGCAAAUCCAUGAGUUUCCAUGAGUUUACCUGAAAGAGGCCAACCAUUUAUCAAUACAGAAAAUGAAUAGCACAGGUACCCAGGCAAGUAGGAUUCCCCUAAUCUGGGUCGGAACAAUUCUGCUCCGGUCCAGGGACUCAGGGGUUAUGAAAUAUUACCAACGUGAUUCUUUUCAUAACGAAAAAGGCAUGGGUUGAGAUUGACCUCUAAGUGUAUGACUGGUUGUUCCUGAUUUCUCCGACUCUUUCAUGAAAAACGGCUAGCUCACGAACCAUAACGAAUACCCUACGGCUCCAAUUCUGUAUCAUGGCACAAAAAGUGGAAAUGGGAGCCCUGCCACAAUAUGAAUACCUUCCUCUCCCUAAGAGUACUUAUACGCGGGUACUAGAUCUUCAGCCAGCAAUAGAUACCAAUGCUCCUUUACACGCCAGUCUACGUCAUGUGAACUUAGACUACGACCUCCUCUUCGAUGCUGUCUCCUACACUUGGGGUGAACCCAUAUUUAAUGAAGAAAUUAUCAUUGACCAAGCUUCAUCCAUCAAGAUCACCGCAACUCUCCGCGAUGGGUUAGUUCGUUUCAGGUUACCAACUGAAGUGCGACAUCUCUGGGUCGACGCGGUAUGUAUUAACCAAGCCGACGAUCAUGAAAAGGCAGGUCAAAUACCGCGAAUGGCGCAAAUAUAUCGCGGUGCCUGCUCUGUGCUGGUUUGGCUUGGUAAUGACCAAGAAGGUUCUGCCCAUGUGAGAAAUAUUGCCAGAUUGACUCAGCAUCUGCAUAGUACGAACCGUAUGAAGGCAGCUAAUGACCUUGAAAUCCAAGAUAUACAAGGUGCUUUAGAUGGACUCGUCCGUCUUCCUUGGUUUAGCAGGCGCUGGAUCAUACAGGAAGCUUCUCUGAACCCAAAUGUUACCCUUUUCUGCGGAAAAGAUACGGUUCCAUGGCUCAGAGUUCUGUUGGCUCCUACGAUAAUACCUUGGGGACGCGUAACUAGGGGUCGAACCCUUAUCGAGAUCUUCAAGAGCUGUUGGACAUCACAUGUAGGCCUUGCCGCGGGGCGUAAGAAGGGAAUACUCGAUUUACUUGCCGACUUUUCAGACGCGGCUUGUUCAAAUUCUAGAGAUACAAUUUACGCCAUUGCGGGUCUUGCUGAAGACGUCGCGUUUAGAGACGACCAGGAUUACGGCGAGAAAAUCGUCAUUGACGUCGACUAUACGAAAGAUGUUGAGGAAGUCUUCAGAGACUUUGGUUUUGCGGUAGCCUCAAGUGCUCGGCGCCCAACAUGGGAAGGAAGCGAAAAUUUUGGCAAACUCCUGCGGGAGGCUAUUUCUCGGGCAGAUGGUUCCCGUUUGAACGGAUUUUGUUCAUGGGCGCCCGAUUGGCGUCUACCCAAGGCGCGAGUACCGAUUCGACUCGAAUAUGACGACUUAAACCUUUCCACCUGCAAUACGCCUAAAGUCAUGCUCGUGCUACCCGACGCCUAUUAUAUAGGGUCAGUUAAACACAUGUUUAGGUGUUUUCCUAAAGGUGCAAGCCCUGCUGUUGCUACUUCAUGGAUAAAUGAGCUACUUGAAUGGGCUGCAAAGCAAGUAAUAGCCAAUAAAACCAUUACAGAUUGGAGCGACGAAAUGAUGAACAUGCUUUUGGCCCAACUACUUCAUAUAAUGACAGGAGGGGAAGCUAGAUGGACCAGACUAGAUCCGUCUCAAGAUCGCAGAUUACAUCGAAGACGUGUCCAGGAAAAUGCAAGGUCGCUUGGUGUUUUUGAUGCUGCCGAUCACGUUUUCUGGUCAGCAAGGGGCUUCCAGACUUGAAAUAGGAAUUGG
Molecule: messenger RNA, 1835 nt
Organism: Annulohypoxylon truncatum
Lineage: Eukaryota; Fungi; Ascomycota; Sordariomycetes; Xylariales; Hypoxylaceae
Product: heterokaryon incompatibility protein-domain-containing protein
Exons: 1
Coding region: 318-1823 (501 amino acids)
Source: RefSeq, a predicted model, not a curated record